This is a messenger RNA of Parathielavia appendiculata, 1281 nucleotides long. Its product is annotated as Brix-domain-containing protein. Gene Ontology annotation, biological process: maturation of LSU-rRNA; maturation of 5.8S rRNA. The transcript has 5 exons. Gene Ontology annotation, cellular component: nucleolus; preribosome, large subunit precursor. Bases 1 to 1281 code for a protein of 426 amino acids. Gene Ontology annotation, molecular function: rRNA primary transcript binding. Lineage: Eukaryota; Fungi; Ascomycota; Sordariomycetes; Sordariales; Chaetomiaceae. The record is from RefSeq and is a predicted model, not a curated record.
AUGGGUUCAGGCAGGGGAUCGUCUGGGCCAUCAUUGUCCCUCAAGACGUCUAACAAACUUAAACGUAAACAGCUCUACGUCCAACAGAAGAAGGCCACCGGGAAGGCCCGCCACGAAGAGCGACAUCGACGACGCAAGGAAGAGGCCAAGGACCCGGAAUUGAGGAGGAAGCGGCUCGAACAGAAUCAACCUUUGACCCUCGAUAAAAAGAGGAUAUGGGACGAUGUCGAUGAUGAUAGCCUUGGGACUGUGGUGGAUGUCGCUCAGUUGAAGCUCCGGCGUCUGCAGGAGGCCGAGGCCGCAUCAGCAGCGGAAGAGGAUGCGGUGAUGGAGGAAGCCGUUGAGAAGGACGAUGAUGUCGACAGCAUGCUUGGAUCCGACGACGAUGGGAACGAAGACCAAGAUGAGGAAGAACGCCGGGCGAAGGCUCAAAGGGAGCGGGCACAAAGGCAACCCAGCAUCGCUCCGUCGACAGUGUCCACGAACCUCGACAUCACACCGGAUUCUUUGGCUAGCCAGUUCAGGUAUCUAUUCAGCGACGAACCACCGGUGAUGCCCAAAAUUCUGGUUACUACCGGGCUCAAUGGGACGAUUCACAAGGAGGCGCAAGAGAUCGCCUCUGUUUUCCCCAAUGGCCGGUUAGCCACCUACAUCCCACGCAGUGCACAUCGGUAUGGUCACAAGUACAGCGUGCGGGAGAUUGCAAAAUUCGCGAAGAACCGCGCGUACACGGCAUUACUGGUGGUGCAUGAAGACCAGAAGAGGCCAAGCCAGCUCAGUAUUUGCCAUCUGAACGGAGAGGAUGCGCCACCUGGUCCGACGCUCACCUACACUAUCCGGAACUACCAGCCGGGGAAGGUCAUCCCUGGGCACGGCAAUGCCACCAACCACUACCCGGAACUCCUCCUUAACGGCUUCAAGACUCCGCUGGGCCUGCUGGCGGCCAAGUCGAUGAACACUUUGUUCCCCCCGAAGCCUGAGUUGCAAGGCCGGCAGGUUUUGACCCUGCACAAUCAGCGCGAUUACAUCUUCUUCCGCCGCCACCGGUACGUCUUUCGGGAGGCUCGGCCGACCGAGAAGAACGUCGUGGGUGCGGAUGGCAAGGAGAUGGAGGGUGUCAAGGGGAUCCGCGCCGGCCUGCAGGAGAUUGGUCCGAGAAUGACCCUGAAGCUCCGCAGAGUGGACAAGGGCAUAGGACGGGCUGGCAGCGAGGGCGAGGAUGCGCUGAAGUGGGAGUGGAAGGCAAAAAUGGAGAAGAAGCGGACACGCUUCAACCUAUAA